UAGGUGAUACUAUGAAAAAAAAAAAAAAAAAAAAAAAAAAAAACCAAAAGAAUGCCCACCAACCCACCAACAUAUAAGCCGUGGCUACAAGAGAAAGAGUGCAGUCUGUGUAGGAAUAAGGAACAAGAAGCAGGGGGCAGUUGUAUUUCGAUUUGGAAAUGGCUUCAAGGCUUCUAUGGGCUUCAAGGGUUGCUUCUUACCUCAGAGUCUCAGUAUCUCAUAGAGGAUUUGCUUCCGUUGUGAAGGAUCUGAAAUAUGCUGAAUCUCAUGAAUGGGUGAAAGUUGAUGGGAAGACUGCAACUGUUGGCAUAACUGAUCAUGCUCAAGAUCAUUUAGGGGAUGUUGUGUAUGUUGAAUUGCCAGAUGUGGGGCACUCUGUAACACAGGGCAGCGGCUUUGGUGCAGUUGAAAGCGUCAAGGCAACUAGUGAUGUUUAUUCCCCUGUCUCAGGAAAGGUGGUUCAAGUGAACGAGGAGCUUAACAAAUCGCCUGGUUUGGUUAACACAAGUCCAUAUGAAGAUGGAUGGAUAAUCAAGGUCGAGAUGAGUGACACUGGAGAAGUGAAAAACUUGAUGGACUCUGAAAAGUAUUCCAAGUUUUGUGAAGAAGAAGAUGCAAAGCAUUGAUUAACGUGUGGCGAUGUAGAGAAGUCUUUUUGAAUGGCUUAUUGACGCACAGACCAUUCUCAACAGGGGAAGCCAAAAAAGUGGGGACUUAUUUCUUUCCUUUCUGUUUUAUUUUGUGUUUUCACUAUGCCCAUUUUAUUUCAUUUUGAGCCAUAAAGUUAGUGGGAUGUUUAUCCAGAAUUCCAGAUCAAGAAUUCUCCUUUCCUCUAGGGUUUUAUUCUAUGUUAUUGCUUCUGUGUAAUAUUUCCUGUGAAACCAGAGCUAUUUCAGAUUUUAAAAAUAUUUUGGGAGUAGUAAUGCAAGCUUCAGAGAAGUUUUGCCACAAA
Messenger RNA from Ziziphus jujuba (common jujube), 952 nucleotides. RefSeq names its product glycine cleavage system H protein 2, mitochondrial. The record is from RefSeq and is a predicted model, not a curated record. NCBI's taxonomy places the organism in Eukaryota, Viridiplantae, Streptophyta, Magnoliopsida, Rosales, Rhamnaceae. Gene Ontology annotation, biological process: protein lipoylation; glycine decarboxylation via glycine cleavage system. The transcript is spliced from 3 exons. The coding region runs from base 159 to 626 and encodes 155 amino acids. Gene Ontology annotation, cellular component: cytoplasm; mitochondrion; glycine cleavage complex.